AAGGAAGAGAAACUCACACAGUCACUGACACUGAGAGGAGAAAUGGCGCAGAAAGGAGUUCAGCUGGACCAAGAAACCUUCUCUUGUUCCAUCUGUUUGGAUCUACUGAAGGAUCCGGUGACUAUUCCCUGUGGACACAGCUACUGCAGGAACUGUAUUAAAGCACACUUUGAUGAAGAGGACAGGAAGGGAAUCCACAGCUGCCCUCAGUGCAGGAAGACGUUCACACCGAGGCCUGUCCUGGAGAAAAACAUCAUGUUAGCUGAGUUGGUGGAGCAGCUGAAGAAGACUGGACUCCAAGCUGCUCCAGCUGAUCACUGCUAUGCUGGACCUGAAGAUGUGGCCUGUGAUGUCUGCACUGGGAGGAAGCUGAAAGCCAUCAAGUCCUGUCUGGUGUGUGUGAUCUCGUACUGUGAGAAACACCUCCAACCUCACUAUGAUGCAGCUCCAUUAAAGAAACACAAGCUGGUGGCCCCCUGCAAGAAGCUCCAGGAGAACAUCUGCUCUCGUCAUGAUGAGGUGAUGAAGAUUUUCUGUCGUACUGAUCAGCAGAGUAUCUGUUAUCUCUGCUUGAUGGAUGAACAUAAAGGCCAUGAAACAGUCCCAGCUGCAGCAGAAAGGACUGAGAAGCAGAAGGAGCUCGAGGUGAGACGACUAAACAUCCAGCAGAGAAUCCAGGAGCGAGAGAAAGAUGUGAAGCUGCUUCAACAGGAGGUGGAGGCCAUCAAUGGCUCUGCUGAUAAAGCAGUGGAGGACAGUGAGAAGAUGUUCACUGAGCUGAUCCGUCUCAUCCAGAAAAGAAGCUCUGAUGUGAAGCAGCAGGUCAGAUCCCAGCAGGAAAUUGAAGUGAGUCGAGUCAAAGAGUUUCAGGAGAAGCUGGAGCAGGAGAUCGCUGAGCUGAAGAGGAAAGACGGCGAGCUGGAGCAGCUCUCACACACAGAGGAUCACAACCAGUUUCUACACAACUACCCCUCACUGUCAGCACUCAGUGAGUCUACACACUCAUCCAGCAUCAAUAUUCGUCCUCUGAGGUACUUUGAGGAUGUGACAGCAGCUGUGUCAAAGACCAGAGAUAAACUACAGGACAUUCUGAGAGAGGAAUGGACAAACAUCUCACUGACAGUCACUGAAGUGGAUGUUUUACUGUCACCACCAGAGCCAAAGACCAGAGCUGGAUUCUUAAAAUAUGCAUGUGAAAUCACACUGGAUCCAAACACAGCAUACACACAUCUGUUAUUAUCUGAGGGGAACAGAAAAGUAACAUUUAUGAACCAACAACAAUUUUAUUUUGAUCAUCCAGACAGAUUCACUGGAUGUUAUCAGGUCCUGAGUAGAGAGAGUCUGACUGAAUGUUGUUACUGGGAGGUGGAGUGGAGAGGGAGAGGUGUUUGUGUAGCAGUCACAUUGAAGAAUAUCAGCAGAAAAAUGGGCCUAAAUGAUUGUUUUCUUGGAUACAAUGACAAAUCUUGGGCAUUACGUUGUGACGCAAACAGUUAUAAAUUUUGGCACAACAAAGUCCAAACUGUCCUCUCAGGUCCUCGGUCCUCCAGAGUAGGAGUGUACCUGGAUCACAGAGCAGGUAUUCUGUCUUUCUACAGCGUCUCUGAAACCAUGACUCUCCUCCACAGAGUCCAGACCACAUUCACUCAGCCGCUCUAUGCUGGAAUUCGGUUUUGUCACUCUGAUGGAGACACUGCAGAGUUGAUUAAAGUCAAAUAGAGAAGACAGGUUCAUGUUGAUUCCUGACCAUUAUAUGUACUUGUGUAGUUUCUAAAUGAGGCUUUACAUUUUAGAAGCUGAGAAGUUCAGUGGUCCAUUGAUGUGUGAAAAUAAUAUUGCACUGAUUCAAACUGUACUUACAUUUAUAUACAUUACAUCAAUAUAAAUCUGAAUUUGUUCUUAUGGCUGAUAACCAUGGCACAACCUCAAUUCCAAUGAAGUUGAGACAUUGUGCCACAUCUUUUUCAUCUCAAUUCAGAACCAAGAAAUUCAAGGUCAUCCAUGUCUUUAUGUCUUUAAGGCAUUCCUGCAGUUAAUUAAUUGUUUUUGCCAUCUAGUGCUGUGGAUAGAUAAAGAUGGGUUACAUCUGCAUAGCAAUGAAAAUAUAUGACAUGCCUCCGAAUCAUACUGCGUAUAUAAUGUAAACAAAGUACAUUUAAACUUUUUAAAUAUAAAAACAAAUAACACGGACCUACAUAUUGUGGAGAAUAGAAAUGUUUAUUUGCCCUAAGCUGAGUCCUUUAAAUAGUUUAAUCUGACUGAAUGUGCAGCUGCUGUACAGAGACAGAGUGGGUUAAGUUUGAACAGUUUCUGUUUUAAAACUUGGAAUGUUUGGCUGUACAUGGAAAUAUUUAUUGUGCACUCACACAAUUUUGAUUCUUUCUGCGUGGAAAUAGUAGCUUUUGACUUUGUGGUGUUUGAAAUGAGGGAAGAUACAAAAGUAAAAUGUGUAGCAAACAUGUGACAGAAUUAUACAAUGGAAUGACCAUAAAAAUCCCAAAACUGACCUUGACCAUAAAAUUGACAAAUAGACUUUAAUAAUGCAUUUCUGUGCUCAGCAAGUCACGAUGAACCUGAAAACUGAUUAAUAACACAAGAGAUGCACCUUCAUCCUGCUAAAAGGGAUGGAGUGUAGGUUAAGGUAGCUCAGCUCAGAUUGUCCACAUGUUUUGCAUUCUGAUAUGUUUUCAGGCUGAUUAAAGCCUAAAUAAUAAAGUGCAUUGUGUCAUUAAUCAUGGUAAUCUGUAUCAGAAUUUCAGAAAUGUGUCUGUCCUGCACCUGGUGAAAUCUGUCAUCAAAUCAGAACAUUAACAGUGUAUUAAACACAUACUGUGUAUCAUGUCAUCAGGAAUGUUUUUGACACGAAUUAUAAGACACUAGUGAUUUUAAUGU
Molecule: messenger RNA, 2892 nt
Organism: Pelmatolapia mariae (spotted tilapia)
Lineage: Eukaryota; Metazoa; Chordata; Actinopteri; Cichliformes; Cichlidae
Product: tripartite motif-containing protein 16-like
Exons: 1
Coding region: 43-1719 (558 amino acids)
Molecular function (GO): protein binding; zinc ion binding
Source: RefSeq, a predicted model, not a curated record